AUGGAUUGCGAAAAACCUAUUCAACUACUUUCGAACCAACAGUCAGCUCAAGCGUCUCUUGUCGGAGUAUUGAGCCGAUUCCUAUCCGUACAAGAAGCGGCUCAAAUCAUUAAACGUUUCCAAUCUGAAAAUUGGAUUCCGAAUGGCCAAGUCCUCUGGAGUGGCAUUCCUCGCGAAAAGGCCCAAAGAUGGGCUGAUAGGCAUGGACUUCAAACGUUGACCACAGCAAUGGGGCCACUCAUGGAUGAAAAACAUCCAGAAUGCUUAAAAUUGAAAAAGAACCCCCGGCAAUGGAGUAGAUAUGUUCAUGGUGCUUCCGCUCUAUUUGCUUGGCGCAUAGCCCAGGGUGAAAAAGUUAUACUACUUUCACCUCCACUACCAGAGCGAUUUCAUCCGUCGGGUCUAUCUUAUUACCAACUUAUCGAGGAACCCAUAAUUCGGGGCUUACUCAACCAAAAUUCCGUUCAAAAAAUCUUAAUAACCCAUCCUAUGAUUGAGGAAAGUGAAGACGAAGAGUUUUAUUAUGAGCUAUGGCCAAACGACAGAAGAGAGAAAUGGGUGGAACGAUUCGGAUUGAGACCAUAUAAGAUGAAAUGGAGACAAGUAGGACACAGCAACGAUAUAACGGAACUGAGAAGUCUAAUGACUUCUAGUGAGUGGCAUGUCUUUUUGUCUGAGACUUCUAAGCAAUUUGAAAAAAAGGUUGGUUUUAUCAAACCUACAUAUCGUAUUUUACUAUUAUUAUUAUUGCUGUUUCUCCAGAGCAAAUUAUCGAUAUUCCUAUUAUUUGGUUUAUUAUAUUCGCUUGUUGACAAAAUAGUGGAUGAGAAUGAUGCAACAAAGGGAGAGAAAGGAGUAUUGAGAACAACUGAAUCUACUUCAACUGUGAUCUCACCUGAAGAUAGCAACACUGCACAGAAGAAGGCUGCAAAGAAACAGGCUGCAAAGAAGCAGGCUGCAAAGAAGCUCAAGGAUGAAAUAAAAGCAAAAAGAAAAGCCCUGGAUAAAUCACAACAGGAGGCCAUGAAAACCCUCAAGGAUGAAGCAAAAGCAAAAACAGAAGCCCUCAGCAAGGCACAGAAGAAGGCUGCAAAGAAGCUCAAAAAUGAAGAGAAAGCAAAGAAAAAAGCCCUCGAUCAGGCACAGAAGAAGGCUGCAAAGAAACUCAAGGACGAAGAGAAAGCAAAGAGAAAAGCCCUCGAUCAGGCACAGCAGGAGACUGCAAGGAAGUCCAGGGAUAAACUGAGCGUGUAA
Molecule: messenger RNA, 1254 nt
Organism: Penicillium angulare
Lineage: Eukaryota; Fungi; Ascomycota; Eurotiomycetes; Eurotiales; Aspergillaceae
Exons: 2
Coding region: 1-1254 (417 amino acids)
Source: RefSeq, a predicted model, not a curated record